Molecule: messenger RNA, 1779 nt
Organism: Anguilla rostrata (American eel)
Lineage: Eukaryota; Metazoa; Chordata; Actinopteri; Anguilliformes; Anguillidae
Product: RNA-binding protein Raly-like
Exons: 8
Coding region: 1-801 (266 amino acids)
Cellular component (GO): nucleus
Molecular function (GO): RNA binding
Source: RefSeq, a predicted model, not a curated record
AUGUCCCUGAAAGUCCAGACCAGCAACGUGACUAACAAGAACGACCCCAAGUCCAUCAACUCGCGCGUGUUCAUCGGCAACCUGAACACGGCGGUGGUGAAGAAGCCGGACGUGGAGGCCAUCUUCUCUCAGUACGGGCAGGUCCUGGGCUGCUCCAUCCACAAGGGCUACGCCUUCGUCCAGUACGCCAGCGAGAGGCACGCACGGGGGGCCGUGCUCGCCGAGAACGGGCGGGUCCUGGCGGGGCAGACCCUGGACAUCAACAUGGCAGGAGAGCCCAAACCACAGAGUCCAGUGGGGGUGAAAAGACCAGGGGCAGCUCUGUACAGUGGCUACGACUCCUUCAGGGAUAAUUUCUACGACAGACUUUUUGACUAUCGCAGUCGGGCGUCGCAGAUCCCGCGGCCGGUGCCUCUGAAGCGCCCUCGUGUGGCCGUGCCGGUCAUGCGCAGGGUGAAGUCGCUGCCCGUGAAACUGGUUUCUCGAUCCCCCGUCACGGGGAGCCGCUCUGUCCGACGCAAGCUGAAGACCAGCGAGCUGCAGGCUAUCAGAGCUGAACUGGCUCAGAUCAAGUCCAACAUCGACGCCCUGCUGGGCCACCUGGAGCUCAUCACAGAGAGCAGCGCAGAGCUCCACCGGGCAGGUGAGGGUAAUGGCGAGGUGUCUGCGGACGAAUCGGCUGCGGACACAGAGUCACGUCAUACCGACGAGGAAGAGGAGGGUGACGAAGACACACAGGACGAGUGUGAAGAGUUCACGGAAUGCGAUCGCUUAAAAGGAACAGACUCCAUCCUUCAAUAAAGAUGCAUCUUGAAGCUGCCCCUGCACGUGUUAUUUUUAUUUUUUUAACCCCACCAUCAGGAGGCAGGGCAGAGCAGGGUGGGGUUUGUAAGUAUGGAAACUCUUUCAGUUCUACAGGCAUCGGGGCCAACAGGAAGGAAGCACUGAAGGUAGCGGUGUGACGUUAACGCACAUUAAUGAAGAAGACUGUUGAGGAGCCGCUGGGGGUUCAGGGCGAGCCUCAACACCACAGCUGCACGGAUGGACAUGCUAGCCUAGCGCCCAGCCUCCUCACGACCCCAGACCCUCUCAAUGAUGCCAAGCUUGUUUAUUUAUUUAUUUUGUUCUUGGAAUUUUUUUAAAUCCACAUUUUUUUAAACAAAAUGAGAAGGGGGAGGGGUGGAUGGGGGGAUUGGUCACACACCAAAAUAUAAACUGUGCAUAAAGUGAUAAGGAUGGCAGGCUGGAUUCUAUUGAUAAUGUGGCUGAACUCCCAGCAUCCUUUGUGUUUUCCUUCUCUUUUUUAUAUUUUUUAUCUUUCUAAAUGAAAUUAGAGCACAGUUCUGCAUUUGCGCAUUCCAAAAUAUAAUCACAGAUGUACUUUCUAAAAAAAAAAAACAAUGUGUGGCCUGAUGAACGCCUAUAAGAGUCCACAUAAACGUGAGUCAUUCAGUCUGUGUUCCUCUGUUUUCUAAAAAUCUGUGUUGUGCUUUUACAUCUCUAUGGAUAUAACUUUCUCUCUGAUGUAUUUCCAGAUGAAAACUUGCUUUUAAUGGCGUGUUUUCUGCUGGUUUAUAUAUUUGAUAUUUCUCAGACAUACUCAUGACAUAAUCAAUCAUAAUUGGAUCCUUUGAGAGGUAUGUUUUUUCACUCCAUCUCUGCACCUCAAGCAAUUAUUUCAGAUUUAAUCCAACAUUAAUAUUAUUAAUGUUAUUCUGACAUUAUACCUGCACAGAGAUGAGCCUCAUUCCAUAUGCAUGUCUGAAAAUUUUACAAAAU